AUGCAAUUAUCGAAAAACUUAGCUAUAGUAGUAUUAGCGUAUUGUACUUACACCUCAGCCAAUCCGGUAGGAACAUGCACAACUAAAUCCAAAAACAAGCAAGUUGCAUCAAUCGCAGGUAAACCCCAACCAAUCCCCGGUCAACCCAUCAAACCACCACCUCCCGCAAAACCAUCCCCAUCCCUUGCCCCAAAACCAAUUGUACCACCUCCAAAAUCAGCCACUCCAUCCCCAUUCAUCCCCCCACGACCAGCCCCCAAAAAGGAAAAAGUCGACGACAUUGACGUCCUAAUCCAAGCUCUUACCCAAUACAAACAACUCUAUCACACUUCCCACCAUAAGAGAGACCAAGUGGCAGAUUUCACCGCCAUGACUGAAUUCAUUGCCACUUCAGACAUCCCCGUUCUCGACUCCAUCUUGUCAAUAUUAAAUAGUUCCGGACUCGUGAAUUCGAUUAUUGAUUUGGUUUUACUUAAUCCCGAAUUGUUGGAUAUGACGAUUGAUACUACGAUUUGGAUCAUUCGGGAACGAUUAAUCAAUUUGACGGAUUUGUUUAUUGCCAUUCAGAAAUCGGGAUUGAUUAUUGAUAUUUUGAGAUUGAGUCUUGAGGAUCCUGAUAUCUUGCCCGGAUUAUUACGGAUUGGAAUGGAGUUGUUGAGACAAAGUGGGAUUAAUAUUUUUGGAAAACGUGAUUUUGAAUUCGAAGUUGAAUCUCCAUCUAGCUUUCCAGAAGAGAUUAGCAGUUCUAGUGCUGUUGUUGUUGAAUUAAACAAGCGUGAAUCAGAAUUACUCAAUUCCGUAUUUCAAUCCCUCCGAGACUCGGGACUUGCUGUUUCAGUUGUCCAACAUAUCCUCACCACUCCUGAACUCGCAGGCCCCAAUGCUCAUUUCUUAUUGGAAGUAUUGCGUUCCAAUUCAUUGCCAAUUGGUGAUUUAUUCCAAGCUUUGAAGGAGUCCAAUUUGAUUUGGAAUUUGUUGAGAGAUAUAUUGGGAGAUCCGAGUGUAUUGCGGGAAUUUGGAAGUAUUAUUGCUGAUCGGUUGUUGAAGGGGUUGAUUCCUAUUAAUAUAUUUGAGGCUGCUUCUGCUGGUGGUGAUGUUGGGACUGGGACUGGGACUGGGUCGGCUGCGGCGAUAUUUGAGGCUGCUUUGGGGGUGGUUGUUCCGGUUUCUGAUACGCCUGUGACUCCGGUGGGAACUACGACUGCUACUACUGCUGUUUAA
Messenger RNA from Hemisphaericaspora subhashii, 1221 nucleotides. RefSeq lists its product as uncharacterized. The record is from RefSeq and is a predicted model, not a curated record. Lineage: Eukaryota; Fungi; Ascomycota; Pichiomycetes; Serinales; Debaryomycetaceae. The coding region runs from base 1 to 1221 and encodes 406 amino acids. The transcript has a single exon.